CUCAGGUCAUGAUACGGGAGACCUAACACUCCUCCUGCACAAAUCCAUGUCCUGCUUAUUUCGUCCCCAACUCGUGUGGCGGCGGCUAUUCGUCCAGACGCUGGCGGGCCAGGGUGGAGAAGUGAUGCCACCAAGAAGAAAUGAGAAAUACAAACUUCCUAUUCCACUUCCAGAAGGCAAGGUUCUGGACGAUAUGGAAGGCAAUCAGUGGGUACUGGGCCAGAAGAUUGGCUCUGGAGGAUUUGGAUUGAUAUAUUUAGCUUUCCCCACAAUUAAACCAGACAAAGAUGCAAGACAUGUAGUAAAAGUGGAAUAUCAAGAAAAUGGCCCGUUAUUUUCAGAACUUAAAUUUUAUCAGAGAGUUGCAAAAAAAGACUGUAUCAAAAAGUGGAUAGAACGCAAACAACUUGAUUAUUUAGGAAUUCCUCUGUAUUAUGGAUCUGGUCUGACUGAAUUCAAAGGAAGAAGUUACAGAUUUAUGGUAAUGGAAAGACUAGGAAUAGAUUUACAGAAGAUCUCAGACCAGAAUGGUACCUUUAAAAAGUCAACUGUCCUGCAAUUAGGUAUCCGAAUGUUGGAUGUACUGGAAUAUAUACAUGAAAAUGAGUAUGUUCAUGGUGAUAUAAAAGCAGCAAAUCUACUUUUGGGUUACAAAAAUCCAGAUCAGGUUUAUCUUGCAGAUUAUGGACUUUCCUACAGAUAUUGUCCCAAUGGGAGCCACAAACAGUAUCAGGAAAAUCCUAGAAAAGGCCAUAAUGGGACAAUAGAGUUUACCAGCUUGGAUGCCCACAGGGGAGUAGCCCUGUCCAGACGAAGUGACGUUGAGAUCCUUGGCUACUGCAUGCUGCGGUGGUUGUAUGGGAAACUUCCCUGGGAUCAGAACCUGAAGGACCCUGUGGCUGUGCAGACUGCUAAAACAAAUCUAUUGGAUGAGCUCCCUGAGUCAGUGCUUAAAUGGGCUCCUUCUGGAAGAAGUUGCUGUGAAAUAGCCCAAUUUCUGGUAUGUGCUCAUAGUUUAGCAUAUGAUGAAAAGCCAGACUAUCAAGUGCUCAAGAAAAUUUUGAACCCUGAUGGAAUACCUUUGGGACCACUGGAAUUUUCCACAAAAGGACAAAGUAUAAAUGUGCAUAUUCCAAAUAGUCAAAAAGUUGAUUCACAAAAGGCUGCAACAAAGCAAGUCAAUCAGGCACAAAAUAGGUUAAAAGGAAAAAAAGUCCACAGUGAGAGAAGCGCUGAGUCCUGUGCAUCAUGGAAAAAAGUGCAAGAGGAGGAGAAGCUAAUGGGAUUGAUGAACAAUGAAGCAGCUCAGGAUUCCUUUCUGACACUUACAAAACUCUAUCUAGCAAGGGGAGAGCUGUUUGAAGGGUGGCAAUUUAGAGGUUGAGAGGGUAGCAGCUAUUCUCAGAAUGAUGGCAUUGUGUCAGAUCUUUCUAUUAUAGAUGAAACUAACAAUGAGCAAGCUUAAAGUAUUUUGCUUUGUUUUAUAAAUUUCUCCUCUUCUAAGUUACUUGAUUAAUGGUGCUAAGAGAGGGCAUGCCAUAGGUCACCAAAGUGAAGCAGAAAAAUUCAACUUUCAGCCAGUUAAGUGGUGAUCUUAACUGAUUCCUGGGAUUUUGGCCAACAGGAAUGAUGAAGACAUAGAAAUAGCUCCCGAAACAUGCAUAUAAGUAAUCAGUUAAUUUGUUUUAUAUUAAUAUAUAUUCAGUCUAUAGUGAUUAGUCUUUAUAACUUUCCUAGAAAUGUAACACUGCAUCUACCCCUGAGGCAGUUUUCUUUGGCUGUGUACAGCCUCACCCUUUACCCACUAAACAGGAGAUAUCACUUCUCAGUUGCCAUGGAAUCAAAAGGUUAAGAAUCACAUUAAUUACCAAAAUAUUUCUAAUUAUGGCUAUCUUUCCCCCAUAAGAUUAAGCCCAGUUUUUUUGGUUUUGCCAAGAAAAUUCAAACUAUUUAAGAUAUUGCCUACUUAUGUGGUUUAAAAGAGCCACUCAAAUGUGGAUGUUUAUAAACUCUUAAAAAGUUUAAAUCUUAAAAUCUAAGAUCUUUACCCAAAAAUUACUUUUGGAAAAAAAUAACAUACAAAAACUUGAUCUUGUAUAUUUUAUUUAGCAUUCUUAUCCAUUACACAAAAUAAAUAGUUGGAUAACUCACAUCUAACAAACUAUAUAUGUAUUUUUUCCAUAGGAAAGCACAAGGAGAAGACAAAAAUAUCAAGAGUCUCAAGAACUUUUGAAUGAAGUAAACAGUUUCCCGCAAAAAUUGAGCUACAGACAAUUCCCAAACUCAUUUUAUGAACCUCAUCAAGAUUUUACCAGUCCAGAUAUAUUCAAGAAGUCAAGAUCUCCAUCUUGGUAUUAUAAAUACACUACCACAGUCAGGCCGGGUAUCACAGACUUAGAAAGUCCAACAGGACUUUGGUCUACAAUUUCCCAGUUUACUCUUAGUGAAGAGAUAAAGGCAGAUGUUUAUUAUUAUAGCAUCAUCAUACCAGUCCUUUUGACGUUAGUAUGUCUUGCUUUAUAUUUUCUCUGAAGAUAUCGAAAGUCCUUUUGAUAAUUUUUUAAGUUUCCAGCUCUUCACAAAAUGUUAUCUCCUUAUUUCAGUGUUUCUUCCCAGACAUUUUUAAGGUAAUUGGCUUUAAAAAGAGACCAUAUUUUAACAAAGCUUGUGGACAUUCUAAAAAAUAAAAUUGCUUUAUACUAGAAAUAGUUUCACAGUACAGUUUGGAAAACACUUUUCUGAACUUUGAGAUCACCUGGCAAAUCUAGAAAAGGAGUUUAAUGUUUUUGAGCAGAGAAUUUGAAAAAUAAAAAUGCAGAAAAGAAUG
This is a messenger RNA of Sapajus apella (tufted capuchin), 2827 nucleotides long. It is a transcript of the gene VRK2, whose product is annotated as VRK serine/threonine kinase 2. The record is from RefSeq and is a predicted model, not a curated record. NCBI's taxonomy places the organism in Eukaryota, Metazoa, Chordata, Mammalia, Primates, Cebidae. The transcript is spliced from 13 exons. Gene Ontology annotation, cellular component: cytoplasm; nucleus. Gene Ontology annotation, molecular function: protein serine/threonine kinase activity; ATP binding. Gene Ontology annotation, biological process: peptidyl-serine phosphorylation; signal transduction. The coding region runs from base 47 to 1384 and encodes 445 amino acids.